CAAACAAAACCACUUUUUCAUUUGAACUGUUUUUUAAAUUUUUUAAUAAUUCUCCUUUCACACCAUCUCUCUCCCUCUCUGUCUCUCUUUCUCUGCGUUUGCUCUCGGAUUCUUGCUUCGGUUUCAGCUGUCUGACUUGCAGAUUGAUUCAAAUCGAGGAAGCUUCUUAAGAAGAGUGAAAGGGAAAGUUCAGAAAUUUGAUUUAGGAUACUUUAAAUUCUGAGGUUCUGAGCUCAAGAUGGAAACUGAGUUCUCUUGAAACACACUUAUUGAGGAUACUUGGUUGAUAAUCUGAAGAGGAUAUGGGGAAGCAUCAUUGGAGAAAGUCCAUAAAGUCCCUCUUUGGGAGUCACGUUGAUCCAGAAAAUGAUGAACAGCUGAAAGGAACUAAAGCAGAAAUUGAAGAAAAGGUCAAAAAGAUCUUGAAACUUAUCCAAAGUGAGGAUCAUGAAGAAAAAGAUGGGAUCAAAGAACCACUUGUUGAACUAAUAGAAGAUUUCCAUGGAAAAUACCAAUCGCUUUAUGCACAAUAUGAUAAUCUUAGAGGAGAGCUGAGGAACAAAAUACAUGGCAAAAAAGGGACGGAGGCUGAUUCGUCGUCGACCUCAGACUCGGACUCAGAUUAUUCUUCGAAGGGCAAACGCAGCAAAAAUGGAGAACUUGAAAGUGAAUUCCAGAAAACAACAGACAGCAUAAAGCAAGAACUUGAAGCAGCAAAUUUAGAACUUUCUGAUCUGAAGAUGAAGUUGACCACUACCAGUGAAGAAAAAGAAGCUUUAGAUUUGGAAUACCAAACAGCUUUGAGCAAGAUACAAGAAGCAGAAGAAGUCAUCAGAAAUUUGAAGCUUGAUACUGAAAGCUUAAAUGCUGAAAAGUUGAAACUUUCAGCUGAUAAUGCAGAGAUGAAUCAGAAGCUAAAAGCUGCAGAUAAGAUAGACGCUGAGCGAAAUCUAGAAAUUUCUGACAUGAAGAGGCAGUUGACUGCUACCAUUGAAGAAAAGGAAGCUUUAAAUUUGGAAUAUCAAACUGCUUUGAGCAAGACACUAGAAGAGGAGGAAAUCAUCAGAAAUUUGAAGCUUGAAGUUGAAAGCUUAAAUGCUGAAAAGUUGAAACUUUCAGCUGAUAAUGCAGAGCUGACUCAGAAGCUAGAAGCUGCAGGUAAGAUAGACGCUGAGCGAAAUCUAGAAAUUUCUGACAUGAAGAGGCAGUUGACUGCUACCAUUGAAGAAAAGGAAGCUUUAAAUUUGGAAUAUCAAACUGCUUUGAGCAAGACACUAGAAGAGGAGGAAAUCAUCAGAAAUUUGAAGCUUGAAGUUGAAAGCUUAAAUGCUGAAAAGUUGAAACUUUCAGCUGAUAAUGCAGAGAUGACUCAGAAGCUAGAAGCUGCAGGUAAGAUUGAAGCUGAGCUAAAUCAAAGAUUGGAAGAUAUUAUUAGAGAUAAAGAUAACUUGAUCAUUGAGAAAAAGGCUGCCCUUGCAAGGAUUGAAGAGGGAGAGAAGAUUGCUGAAGACUUAAGAGCUGUGGCUGAUCGGCUGAAUGAUGAAAAACAAAUUCUCGGGCAGGAAGUAGAAACUCUUAGAGGGGAAACUUCCAAUUUAAAGCAGCAACUGGAAUCUGCAAAACAGGAAGUCUCAGAUUUACGUCAAUCACUGAAUUCUACUGAGGAAGACAAUAAAUCUCUGACUUUGAAAGUCUCAGAGGUUUCUAAUGAGAUUCAGCAAGCACAGAAUGUAAUAGAAAAACUCAUGACUGAAUCGAGUCAGUUCAAUGAGAAAAUUGUUGUGAAAGAGAGGGAACUAUCAAGUCUUGCGGAGAUGCAUGAGGUCCAUGGAAAUGAAGCAUCAGCUCGAAUAAAGGAAUUAGAGGCUCAAGUAACAGGCAUGGAACUAGAGCUGGAAGCAUUGCGAUCCCAGAAUAGAGAUAUGGAAGUGCAGAUUGAGAGCAGAACAACUGAAGUGAAACAAUUGGGAGAUGAAAUUGUCCGACUGCAAGCCCAAAUUUUGGAGUUUGGAACAGUGUCGAAAGAUAGAGAAGAUGAACUCUCUUCUCUGAAGCAGAAACUUGAUGCUAAUGAAAGUGAAUCAAUGUCUAGAAUAGAGAAUUUGACAGCACAGAUCAGCAAUCUGUUAGCUGACAUGGAUUCUUUACGCUCUCAGAAAGCUGAAUUGGAAGGACAGAUAGUAUUCAAAAGUGAAGAAACAUCAACUCAGGUCAAGGGUCUUUUGGAUCAGGUAAACACACUGCAGCAGGAAUUGGAAUCUCUGCACAGCCAGAAAGCUGGUUUGGAAUUGCAACUUGAGGAGAAAACCAAAGAUAUUUCAGAAUACAUGAUUCAGGUAGAAAAACUGAAAGAGGAGAUAGUGAGCAAGACUGAGGUUCAGCAGAGAAUUCUGGAAGAGAAAGAAAGUUUGACAGCCAAAAUUGAGAGCCUGGAACUGGAGGUGGCUUCUCUAAGCAAUCAGAAAACUGACAUGGAAGAGCAGAUAAGAAGUAAAAUUGAAGAGACUGGUCAUUUGAGAGAGGUAAAUGCAGAGUUACAUGACAAAAUAUCUGAAUUGGAGAUAGCAUUAACAGAGAGGGAGGUUGAGUUAUCUUCUCUGCAGGAGAAACAUAUAAAUGUAGAAAAUGAAGUCUCUGCUCAAAUAACAGCCUUAGCAGCGCAGGUUAACAGUCUACAACAGGGCUUGGAUUCCUUGCAGGCCCAGAAGAGUCAAUUGGAAUCACAACUUGAAAGAGAGAAACAAGAAUCUUCAGAAGGUGUUAUCCAAAUGGAAAAUGAGAAAAAUGAGUUGCUGAAUCAGAUUACAGAUCAGCAGAAACAGCUCAAUGAACAGGAAGAUGCAUACAAGAAGCUGAGCGAGGAGUAUAAACAAGUUGAAGUUUCAUUCCAGGAAUGCAGGGCAAAUCUUGAAGUUGCAGAAAGGAAAAUCAAAGAAAUGACAGAUGAACUCAGUAGGCAUGUUGAGUCCAAUGAUCAGAGGGUGGCUGAUUUGGAAGAAAAAGUUGAAGACCUGAAAAGAGAUCUAGAUGUAAAAGGAGACGAACUGAGUACUUUGGUUGAGAAUGUCCGCCAAAUUGAAGUUAAGCUUCGCCUAUCAAACCAGAAGCUUCGGGUCACAGAACAAUUACUAACUGAGAAGGAAGAGAGCUUCAGAAAAGCAGAGGCAAAGUUUUUAGAAGAACAGAGAAUGCUGGAAGAAAGAAUUGCUACAUUGUCUGGAACUAUUGCUGCCAACAAGGAGGCCCAUCACAGGAUGAUCACAGAUAUCUCAGUGAAAGUUAAAAGUACUUUGACUGAGCUAGAAACUGUGAUACACAGGUUUGAAGAGGCCUAUGGAAGCUAUGAGCAUCGUAUAGAGGAAAAAUCAGAGGAGCUUCGGAUUGCAAGGAGUUGGGUCGUGGAGGCAAAUAACGAAAGGGAGCAACUGAAGCUAGAAGUAAGCAAACUGGCUGGGCAACUGCAAAAUAAGAAAGAACAAGAAUCGACAUUGAGAGAACGGUUUGAGAAGCUAGAAGUCAAGGCAAGCAAGGAAGAAGCAGAGAAGUUGAACCUGACCAAAGCCAUAAAUCAACUUGAGAAGAAAGUGGAAGUUUUAGAGACGACGAUGAAGGAGAAGGACGAGGGUAUCUUGGGUAUCGGAGAGGAGAAGAGGGAGGCCAUAAGGCAACUGUGCGUGUGGAUUGAUUAUCAUCGGAGCCGCUAUGAUUAUCUCAAGGAAAUACUCUCAAAGGUGGUGCCUGUUAGAGGGCAGAGAGCAACAUAGAAGUCUUUGGUAUCUGUAAUUCAUGUAUGUUUAGUCGUUCAUUGUGUCUUUUUUGUACUGUGGGCAAUAUUUUAUUAUUUCAUUUUUUGGAAAAGAGGGCGGUCCAUAAGAAGAUAGGUGAUGAUUGAACGUUACUAGUGGUUGGGCGUAUUUCAUUCAAUUUGGUUGCAAGAUUUGCUUUUAUAUUUGUUAAUCCAGCAUUGUAUUUUGUAUAGAAGUCAUGCUCUAGUUUUUCUUACCUUUAAUUUAUAAAUAUGGUUUUGGG
Molecule: messenger RNA, 4029 nt
Organism: Pistacia vera
Lineage: Eukaryota; Viridiplantae; Streptophyta; Magnoliopsida; Sapindales; Anacardiaceae
Product: COP1-interactive protein 1
Exons: 4
Coding region: 303-3764 (1153 amino acids)
Molecular function (GO): actin binding
Source: RefSeq, a predicted model, not a curated record